CGUAUUGUUCUUGUACAGUUCUAUUGAUAAGUGUGAAAUGCGGUUCUUUGAUGGACGGAAUUACAGGAUCAAUAAAGUCCUCCUGUCAUGUAUCGGACAAUGGCCAUAUCAAACGAACAGAAGUAGUAAUGCUAUUAUUAUCAUUAUGGUGUCUUUAGCUGGCACGCAAUUUAUCGCCAAGAUAUGUGGUUUGCUCUCUAUUGAUGACGCUAAUGUAUUUAUCGAUUCUCUUUCACCAUUGGUAGUCGAUAUAGGCUGUGGAAUAAAAUUAAUCACUUGUAUAUUAAAAGCAACAGAGAUUAAAGCUCUAUUUGAUCAAAUACAAUAUGAUUGGCAAUUAUUAACUACACCUUCAGAUAUUAGUAUUUUUAAUACUUAUGCACAAAAUGGACGGAGAUUUACGAUCAUAUACGCUAGCGCUUUUUAUUCUGCGUUGAUAUUAUUUAUGUUAGUACCAUUGCAACCAUUAUUAUUGGGUUCUUCAUCAAAUGAUACAGCUCGACCAUUGUUACACGAAGUUGAAUAUUAUGUCAAUAUGGAAAAAUAUUACUUCCCAAUCUUAAUUCAUGGAUACGUUACAGCUAUCAUUUGUGUAAGCAUAGCUAUCGCAGCGGAUACAAUGUAUGUGAUAGUAGUAGAACACGUUUGCGGACUAUUUAUGAUUACUGGGCAACAGCUAAAAAAUGCAAUAACGGAACAUAAUUUGGAAAUAAAUUUUAAUCCACCUAUAAGAGAUGAUAAAACAUAUGAAAAUAUCGUAAACAGCAUUUGUGCACACAAGAGAGCUCUGAGGUUUGCAAGUCUCGUGGAAGCAACGUUCAAUAAAAUGUUUCUUAUAAUAGCAGCUGUCAACGUGCUUGUUAUAAGUAUGACAGGCUUUACGGCAGUCGCAAAUAUGGACAAACCAGAAGAGUUUUUAAGACAAAUAACAUUUUCAUGCGCAUUGUUAGUGCAUCUAUUUUUCGAAAGUUUUCAAGCGCAACGUCUAAUCGAUCAUAGCAUAUAUGUUCACAGCAGUUUGUAUGUAUAAACAUUUUUAUAUUAUGAAAAAAUCUUAAGUGUGAUCUCAUAGAACACAUAUAUUAUAUAUAGAAUUUAAAAAUAUAUAUAAUAUACAAAAUGUUCAAAAUAAAAUAUUCAGUAUUCACAUACAGUAGGUACAUCACUAUGUAACCCAGCUAGCCAGGCCUGUUAAAAUCACAUAUCGUGAAAGCUUUACAGCAAGAA
Messenger RNA from Monomorium pharaonis (pharaoh ant), 1227 nucleotides. RefSeq lists its product as uncharacterized. Lineage: Eukaryota; Metazoa; Arthropoda; Insecta; Hymenoptera; Formicidae. The record is from RefSeq and is a predicted model, not a curated record. Gene Ontology annotation, cellular component: plasma membrane. Gene Ontology annotation, biological process: detection of chemical stimulus involved in sensory perception of smell; sensory perception of smell. Gene Ontology annotation, molecular function: odorant binding; olfactory receptor activity. The transcript is spliced from 7 exons. Bases 38 to 1030 code for a protein of 330 amino acids.